UUGAUAUGGGGGGUGGUAUCCGCGGUAAAGGUUAUAUCCGCGGUGCGGCCUGUAUACGCAGUAUUGUGGCUAAUUUCAGCCUUUUUAAGUGUAUCGGCGGUAUUUAUUUUUAUAGGACUGGUGUAUAUGGGCUUUAUUAUGAUUAUAGUGUAUGUGGGGGCGAUAGCUAUUUUAUUUUUAUUUGUUAUGAUGAUGUUGGACCAGGGGAAGGAGGAGGCGGGGACGCCGAUUGUGAAUAUUAUACCAAUGGGGAUGAUCGUUGGGGUUGGUUUUUUAUGGGUGGCAGCCACAGGAGGAGAAUGGGUAGGGGCCUAUAUCACGCAACAGAAUCAUUCCAGAGGAAUGAUAGGGGGACAACCCGGAGGGGAUAUAGUGGCGAUAGGCCGGGUGGUGUACACAGAGUAUAGUUAUAUGUUCAUAAUAGUUAGCUAUAUUCUAUUAGUGGCAAUGGUCGGGGCCAUUGUAUUGACCCAUAGGCAUGGUGAAUACGGACCUGAUGAGCCAAUGCGACAGGAUGUAUACAUACAAACCAGUCGGGAUAUUUGGGGACACCCCAAUCAAAUCAAUCUGAAUUCUUUAGGAAGAUACAAGUAA
This is a messenger RNA of Amphimedon queenslandica, 594 nucleotides long. The record is from the annotation of a RefSeq genome assembly. NCBI's taxonomy places the organism in Eukaryota, Metazoa, Porifera, Demospongiae, Haplosclerida, Niphatidae.